CAGGACCAGGGGGAUCGGUGGGAACUCUUAUUUCUCUUAACAAGCCGGCGAUUGUGAACUCAUCUUCCUCCACGUUCCCUGUCGCCGCCGCCGCCCAGCAAACUACAUGCUCGCCGCUUCCGCCGCGUCAAUUAUCACUUCAGUUGCCUACAGACUUCCCCUUUACGACCCAUUUUUCAAUUUCACUUCACCAUUCUCAAUUUCGAAGGUAACUAUGAUUAUUUCACUCAACCUCACUUCAAUUUCAUCUAGAAUUAUAAGCGUCCAAUCUUUUCCUGUCGCAAUUUGGCGCCUGCUCCAUAGUAAUCCCUACCCUCCUCUUCAUAAUGAAGACGUAGAUACUAUCUUCCGCAUCGUCACUACAGCAAGAACUCCUGAUGACAUGAAACAGUCGCUGAAAUCCUCUCAGAUUCCCAUAUCCAGUGAAACGAUUGAUGGUGUUCUGAAAAGGGCAAGAUUCUCUCACUCUAACCCAUUACUCAUCCUGGAAUUUUUCAAAUUUACUUCAAAGAGACGCGAGUUUUUCCAUUCUGCUUUUUCGUAUGACACUAUGCUGUAUAUUCUUGGUAGAGAUAGGAGAUUUGAUGAAGUGUGGGAGGUUUUAAAGGAAAUGAAGAGAAAAGACCAGUCUUUGAUUACUUCAAGAACAGUUCAAGUGGUUUUAGCCAGGUUGGCUAAGGUCUGUUCUGUUUCGCGGACAGUUGAGUCCUUUUGGAAGCUCAAGAAAUUCGUUCCCCAGUUCGACACCCGUUGUUUCAAUGCUCUGUUGAGGUCGCUGUGUCAGGAAAAGUGCAUGUCGAGUGCUAGGAAUGUGUACCGUAACUUGAAGCGGGACUUUAAGCCUGACUUGCAGACCUUUAACAUACUUUUGUCAGGUUGGAAAUCAUCAGAGGAGGCUGAGGAGUUUUUCUCAGAGAUGAGGGAGCAUAAUGUGGAUCCAGAUGUCGUUUCGUACAAUUGUUUGGUUGAUGUUUAUUGCAAGGGGAGACAGGUUGACAAGGCGUUUGAGGUUGUGAAGGGAAUGAGGGAGAGGGAUAUUGAUCCGGAUGUAAUCACAUACACGAGUUUGAUUGGGGGUCUAGGGCUUGUGGGGCAACCAGAUAAGGCAAAGAAAGUUUUGACAGAGAUGCGAGAGUACGGAUGUUACCCUGAUGUUGCUGCUUAUAAUGCUGCCAUUAGAAAUUUUUGCAUUGCAAAUAGGAUUGGGGAUGCGUUUAAACUGGUAGAUGAGAUGGUGAAGCAAGGGUUGGACCCUAAUGCAACUACCUAUAAUGUGUUCUUAAGAUCAUUUCAUCUGGCAAAUGAUUUGAAACGUGCAUGGAGUUUAUACCAGAAGAUGAAGGAGAACGGGUGCUUGCCAAACACGCAAUCCUGUAUGUUCUUGAUCAGAUUGACUAUGAGACAUGAGAAUGCAGAGAUGGCUCUCGAGUUGUGGAAUGACAUGGUUGAGAAAGGGUUUGGCUCGUAUACAUUGGUAUCUGAUGUUCUAUUUGAUUUGCUUUGUGAUUUGGGAAUGCUAGAAGAGGCAGAGACGUGUUUCUUGCAAAUGGUGGAGAUGGGACAUAAACCUAGCAAUGUUUCUUUUAAGAGGAUCAAGGUUCUUAUGAAAUUGGCCGAUAAGGGUGAAGCGAUUCAAAACUUGUCAGAUAAGAUGGCUGCUUUUAGUUCUGCAGCUAGGCACAGCCUUGAGAGUCAGACAUCAAAUUUUGAAUCCAACUUCAUGCCCUUCUAAGGAGAAUUGUGUGGCCCUAGCUACCUUUGGUGAGCCCUCUGGAGGAUGAUUCAGAAUUUGGAUGAGCCUUUGGAACAAUUGUCUUCCAACAAUCCUUUGCCUCCCCCAAAUAUCAUUGUUCAACUGUAAGUUUUUGACUACUCGAAUUCGAAUAACUCUGUUCAAUCGUA
Molecule: messenger RNA, 1902 nt
Organism: Cuscuta campestris
Lineage: Eukaryota; Viridiplantae; Streptophyta; Magnoliopsida; Solanales; Convolvulaceae
Source: the annotation of a GenBank genome assembly